AAUGUUACGAUAUACAUCUUCGUUUCGCCCGGAGGAUCUCUUAAGUUCAUGUACUGGGAUGACAGAGCUGAGGCAUGGUUCAAGGAUUGGGCUGGACCAAACAAUACUUGCGAGAUUUAUGGAACUUGUGGUCCUUUUGGAGUUUGUAACUCAAUGUAUUUGCCUAUUUGCAGAUGCUUAGAUGGAUUUGUGCCAAAGUCAAACAAAGAAUGGAACAGUGGAAACUGGACCGGAGGAUGUGUAAGAGAGACAGAAUUGAAUUGCCAGAAAAACACAAGCACUCCGGCUUCAACAAUCAAAAAGAAAGAUGCCUUUUGGCAAAUGAGCCGGAUGAAACUACCUGACUCUGAGGACUAUUUAUCAGACAUUGGAGAUCAAGAAGGAUGUUUAAGCUGGUGCCUGAGCAACUGUUCUUGCUUGGCUUAUUCUUAUGUCAGCACCAUUGGGUAUAUGGUUUGGACGGAAGAAGACCUCAUCUACCUUGAGGAAUUUUCCACAGAUGGAGAAGAUCUAUUUGUUCGAGUUGCACAUGCUAAAACAGAUUAGAAAUGGUUUCAUUGAGAUGCAUUUGAGUCAACAUCAAUCGUCUUUUACAUAACUCUCUUUCCUUCUUCAGGAGGAUCGCCA
Messenger RNA from Syzygium oleosum, 627 nucleotides. RefSeq names its product G-type lectin S-receptor-like serine/threonine-protein kinase At1g61360. The transcript has a single exon. Lineage: Eukaryota; Viridiplantae; Streptophyta; Magnoliopsida; Myrtales; Myrtaceae. The annotation marks the transcript as partial. The record is from RefSeq and is a predicted model, not a curated record. Gene Ontology annotation, biological process: recognition of pollen.